AUGAACGAAGACCAUCCCUAUCUCCAUGUCGCCUCUUUGCUUCGGAAGAUUCAUCGUCAUCGUGGACCAUAUCUUAGCCCGGAUGAUCUGGAGAGUCUCGGCAUUAAGGUGUCCGGCAUGGAUAUCAAAACCGGGGCACCAACGGACUCGGGACAACAAUUCUGCACUCUGUAUCCAAGCAAAAAAUUUGACAAGCUCUUUGAGAAAGUAUCAGCCAAACAUUUUCAAGAUUUAGACGAGGGGUGUGUCUACAGUACAGCGUUUGGGAUUGGAACAGAGCUGAAUCACUGUUUACGAGAAAUGGGAGUGUUUUAUUGCUGGGACCCCUCAGAACGGAUCAUUGCGUACUGCGUUCGAUCAAGGAACAAUUCAAUAGUCGAGCAACGGCUGGGUAAUGGUGGCAGGUACCAGGGAGAGCCUGAGUUUCAAGCCAGAAACAUUUUCGAACCGUACAGAAAGUCCAUUCCUCAUCGAGGAUGCUCCGUAUUCGAUACAGCUGUUUCAGACGAACGGUUGCGGAAGAGUGAAGUGUUCUGCGCCGCCGGUUUGAUGGCAGCAAGGUUAGGAAAUGCCGACAAGACGGGUGACCGCAUUGUGCCUGUGUUCAUUUACUCUUUCUCCGGCUACCAGGCUCGUGUGAUUCAAGCACAUUACGAACAUCCUCGCUUCAUCAUCCGGAAAACAGAAAAUAUUGAGUUUGAAGAUGGGUCAGCCGACGACUUCAAACUAAUGCUGCGGUGGAUGAUGAACAUUCCAAAAGGGGAUGUCAAGAUGCCUCAUGGAGAAUCGAAAUGA
Rhinocladiella mackenziei CBS 650.93 is the source of this 795-nucleotide messenger RNA. RefSeq lists its product as uncharacterized. The record is from RefSeq and is a predicted model, not a curated record. The transcript has 3 exons. NCBI's taxonomy places the organism in Eukaryota, Fungi, Ascomycota, Eurotiomycetes, Chaetothyriales, Herpotrichiellaceae. Bases 1 to 795 code for a protein of 264 amino acids.